UAUUGUUGCGUGAAAUGGUGUGGAAAAAACACAAAUACAUCGAGUGUCAAAAAGGAUGGCAUUUCAUUUCACAGAUUCCCGAAAUGUCCAAACUUAAAAGAAAUGUGGAUUGAUGCCACAAAACGAUCACCGGAUUGGUUUCCUUCACACACCAGUGUCUUAUGUUCACGGCACUUCAAACCAGAAUAUAUUAAAUUAACGUCUAACAACAGGCGAUUUUUGUAUACAAAUGCCAUUCAUUACAUUUUUGUUUGUUUCUUAGUGAUGUAAAAUGUUGUAUAAUAUAAUAAAUGAGAACUAUUUGACAUGUUAAUGUACCAAUAAGGAUUUGUUUUUAGUUUAGUAAGUAUUUAUAGUAUUACUCUAUAUUAUAUAACAUCCGGAGUAAUAAACUCAAUGAAUAUACGCAAUAUAAUCCG
Cydia pomonella (codling moth) is the source of this 419-nucleotide messenger RNA. RefSeq names its product THAP domain-containing protein 3-like. The annotation marks the transcript as partial. The record is from RefSeq and is a predicted model, not a curated record. NCBI's taxonomy places the organism in Eukaryota, Metazoa, Arthropoda, Insecta, Lepidoptera, Tortricidae. The transcript has 2 exons. Gene Ontology annotation, molecular function: sequence-specific DNA binding.